This is a messenger RNA of Suillus fuscotomentosus, 366 nucleotides long. RefSeq lists its product as uncharacterized. Bases 1 to 366 code for a protein of 121 amino acids. The record is from RefSeq and is a predicted model, not a curated record. NCBI's taxonomy places the organism in Eukaryota, Fungi, Basidiomycota, Agaricomycetes, Boletales, Suillaceae. The transcript has a single exon.
AUGGGGUAUACCCAUGCUAAUCCCUACUCCCUACUCCCUACUCCCUACUUCCUACUCCUGUCUCCUGUCUCCCGUCUCCCGUCUCCCGUCUCCCAUCUCCCGUCUCCCGUCUCCCAUCUCCCGUCUCCUGUCUCCCGUCUCCCGUCUCCCGUCUCCCGUCUCCCGUCUCCCGUCUCCCGUCUCCCGUCUCCCGUCUCCCGUCUCCCGUCUCCCGUCUCCCGUCUCCCAUCUCCCAUCUCCUGUCUCCCGUCUCUGUUCUCUCAGUCUCCCAUCUCCUGUCUCCUGUUCUCCCAUUUCCCCAUUUUCCUGUCAUCACAUUCUCUGGUUUUUGAGUCUACAUUGUCUUUGUCUCCUUUUUUUAUUUGA